AUGGCAAAUAGAGAGAGACAACCAAAUGAUAUUACUAUAGAACCAGAAAAUCACAAUAGAGAAGUACAAAAAAGUGGAACAGAUGUUAAGAAUUUAUUAGAUGAAAACACGAAAAAACGAGUCAAUGCAAGAUUAUCCUUUGGAACCCUUGUUUAUGAUUCAAGACGUAGAACAAUUCUUGACCGGGAUGCACUUAAUUGGAUUAAAUUAUCAAUUUUUUAUGCAAUAUUCUUUUGCUUUUUGGGGUGUUUUUUUGUUGGUUUAACUUAUAUUUUUGCUUCUCGGCUGGAUCGGACUCAACCAAGAUAUUUUAAUACCGAAAGUACAAUGGCCGUUCGAAGUACCAAUGCUAUUGUUGGAAUGGGUUUUCGACCACAGCCGUCGACUUCUGAAAGUCUUGUACGAAUAACAAAUAACUCAACACAACAACAACAAAUUGCUUCGUCGUUAGAAUUGUUUCGAAAUGUUUUUCUUCUACAAAAUCAAGAUGCUAAAACCGAAGAAUGUUCUGUAGAUAAACCAGCAUCUAAACUACAAUCUGGUGCAGCUUGUUCGUUUAAUUGGUAUCAUAUUGUUAACAAUGAUAAUCAUCCGUGUUCAGAUAAAAAUCUGUAUGGCUUUAAGUAUGAACAGCCAUGUAUUCUUGUUAAACUUAACAAAGUUUACGAGUGGAAACCUAUAAAAGGUGUUUUACCAUUGCAUAUUCAAGAACUCCGAGGAGUUUUUAGUGAUAAAAGUACAUCGAAUUGUGACGUGUAUGUGACUUGCGCAGGAACCCAUCCUGCAGAUGAAGACGUACUAACAAAUGUGACUUAUUAUUCAUUGAAUUAUCCAGUGGGUUCAUCUAAAUUUGGUGUUAUACCAAAUUAUUUUUUUCCAUUUCGUAAUGCAAAAGAUCAUGUUCAACCGUUUGUCUUAGUUCAAUUUAACAAACUACCAUUGUAUCGUCUUGUAAGUAUUACGUGUCGCGCUUGGGCACCUGGCAUUGAAUAUAAUGCAAGACGUAUGCGUGGUAUGGUUAAUUUUCAACUAUAUCGUACAUAUACAGAUAUGAAAUCGAAUGAUAGUGAUGUUCAUUAG
This is a messenger RNA of Rotaria socialis, 1080 nucleotides long. Lineage: Eukaryota; Metazoa; Rotifera; Eurotatoria; Philodinida; Philodinidae. The record is from the annotation of a GenBank genome assembly.